Messenger RNA from Aspergillus niger, 483 nucleotides. RefSeq lists its product as hypothetical. The record is from RefSeq and is a predicted model, not a curated record. The transcript has 3 exons. Lineage: Eukaryota; Fungi; Ascomycota; Eurotiomycetes; Eurotiales; Aspergillaceae. Bases 1 to 483 code for a protein of 160 amino acids.
AUGGAGGGUGGGGGAGGGCUAGGUAGUAUGGGUAACAGGGAUAAGAGAACCGUGGCAGGUCACCAACCUCCCGUCAGCGUAUAUCCCGGACAACCACCAGCUGACUCAGCCAUCUGCCGCGGGCGACCGCCUGCGUAUGUGAGUAUGAUUGUCAUCGACACGAUUGAACGGACCCUCGCAGAUCAAGGAGUUACUUUAUUCGCGAUGGUCGAUGCUUUAAUUAAUGGACGGUCAGUGUGUUGCUCCAUGUUUGCUGGAGAUUUCCAGAGCACCGAUCCCAGUUAUUUGAUCAAUAGUAGUGAGGCCGUUGGUCUUUCUGUAGUAUUGAUUGUUAAGUUAACCCUGCGGUCCUCGCGCAUCGACCAAGGCAGCAGUACUAAGUUUAGGUCAAUUAAUCCACCCAGGAACCGAUCCACCAGACUUGCAAGGAACCCAACUCCAGCAAUUAGCCAGCAGAGUUGGGAAAGCGGUCAGGCCAGGUGA